CAACCCAGAAUCAACAGGGAGCUCGAGACUAGAGCUUCUUCUGACGGGUCGGCGCCGCCUCUUCGGGGAGUCAGUCUUUUUCUCUACAGACCGAGAAAGAAGGUGGCUGGGAGGGUAGCUACCCCCAGUCAACCGCUUUUCUCGGCCAUCUGGUGAACGAUGACCGAAAAACGACGCGUAUCGUACUUUUACCAGGGCGACAUCGGGCACUACUACUAUGGGCCCGGUCACCCGAUGAAGCCUCACAGGCUGAAACUGGCCCACCACCUCCUCCUGUCCUACAACCUGUACCGCGAGAUGGACGUCUACAGACCCCACUUGGCGAGCAGCACGGAGCUGAUGCGGUUUCACCAAGCGGACUACGUCAACUUCCUCGAGAAGGUUAUGCCUGGUCCCGCGCGCGGUCAGGGGACUGGUCCUCAGCAGCAAACCAAGUUCAGCGUCGGCGAAUUCACCGACUGCCCGGUGUUUGAGGGUCUCUACCGGUUCUGCCAGUCAUACACUGGAGCGUCGAUCGACGGCGCGAUCAAGCUCAACCACGACAUGGCGGACAUCUGCAUCAACUGGUCGGGCGGGCUUCACCACGCGAAGAAGGCGGAGGCAUCGGGCUUCUGCUAUGUAAACGACAUCGUACUGGCCAUCCUCGAGCUUCUCAAGUACCACUCCCGCGUGCUGUACGUCGACAUCGACAUACACCAUGGAGACGGGGUGGAGGAAGCGUUCUACACGACGGAUCGCGUGAUGACCCUAUCGUUCCACAAGUAUGGCGACUUCUUCCCCGGCACGGGUGACAUCAAGGACGUCGGGGCGAAGGCCGGCAAGUACUACUCGGUGAACUUCCCUCUGCAAGAAGGCAUCGACGACAACAGCUUCGAGAGCAUCUUCAAACCCGUCGUCAACAAGGUGAUGGAGAUGUAUCAACCGUCGGCGGUGGUGCUUCAGUGCGGGGCGGACUCCCUCACGGGAGACCGGCUGGGCUGCUUCAACCUCACGCUAAAGGGACACGCGGAGGCUGUCAAGCACGUCAAGAGCUUCGGCGUGCCAAUGCUGGUGCUCGGGGGAGGGGGGUACACCAUCCGCAACGUGGCGAGGUGCUGGGCCUAUGAGACGGGGGUACUGCUGGGCAAGGAGAUCGACGAGGCGAUUCCGUACAACGACUACUUCGAGUACUACGCCCCGGACUUCAAGCUGCACCUCACUCCGUCUCCCCACAUGGAGAAUCUUAACACACCGCAGGAGCUGGACCGGCUGAAGACCACCGUGUUGCGGCAGCUCCAGACGCUGCAGGGGGCGCCGUCGAUGCAGAUGGUGGAGGUGCCGCCAGACGCAAUGACGAGGGAGAGAGACGGCAGCGAGAGCAACCCGGAUCAGCGGCCGGCCCGCGUCAAUGCGGACGGCGGGCACAAGAAGCGCCACGCCGCCGAAUUCUACGACGCGAAGGGUCCCGGGGUGAUGGGCGGCAGGGGAGCAGGAGGAGGGGGGGGGGGGGNGGGGGGGGGGGGGGGGGGGGGGGGGGGGGGGGGGGGGGGGGGGGAGGGUCGGGCUCGUGGGCCCCUCAAUCGAUAAUGUCGGUCCCUCCUUCCUCGUCUCAGUCGAGGGAAGGGGGAGCGGGGGGUAGCGGUGGCGGUGCUGGCGGCAGCGCUGUGCUGGGUUCAGCAUCACAGAAGAACUAGGGUCGUCGGUGCGUAUAUAGUGGCACGAAACUGUCGUCCAGAGGGGCCGGCAGAGGAGGGAUAGGAAGAGAGGGAAUGUUUUUUUGUGGGAUUUACGUUUUGAACGUCAACAGAAGGAUGUUGUCCGCACAGAAUGUAGAGAGCGAAAAAAGGAACGCCUUGGAAGAGCAGCGCAUAAAAUCGGGGCAAGGGUGGGUGCGUCCUUUCAGGUGGAAGUGGGAUGCAAGGGGGAUGGGACAAGUGAGAGUUCUGGUCGAAAGGGUGCGGUGUGUUCUUUCAUGUGGAAGUGAGAUGGAAGUGGGAUGGGACAAGCGAGAGUUCUGGUCGAGAGAGUGUCGUCAGAGCGUGCGUGCUGUGCCCUCCCCCUGUGUGUACCCAGCCGGUCUCACGAGGGCUGCUUUUCCCUAACGUGUCAAAUGUGGGGCGGCGCACACCCUCUGUUUGGCGGGCGCGAUGUCCGAAAAGGGAGAACGACGGCGGGUGGAUGAUGGCUGGUAGUAGAUCGCGAAGCCUUUCCCGAGGUUCCGUGGUUAUUUUCUGGUAGUAGGCCCUCCUUCGUGGAAUGGAGUGAUUGGUAUGAAGGCGUCACUUCUUUGUGUUAAGAUGGUUUUCCAUGAGGUGAUUGUUCCAUGGGAAGGGUGUACUCCAUGAAACCGUCACCGCAAAAUGUUUGCUUUUGAGCAGGACCCGCGCUGGCGGAAUCUCUGCCGCUCCGUGGAUAGGGGGAAAGCGGUGUUACUCGGCUGGCGGAGUGAUGGUCUUGUUGCGGUUCCUCGCAGUUUUUUCGUUUUGUCGUCUUGGAACGAGAUGGCGUCAUAUCUAUCCAUUUGCUCGUGUCACGGCCGCGAGAAAAGCGAGUUUUUUAUCUCGUCGUUGCUCCGCCCCCCCCCCCCUCCCCCCCGUGUUGGUUUUUGCGUUGGUCGUCCCCAGAGGAGGAGUGGUUAUGGCGUCACCGCAUGUUCCAGCCUGUCGCCGCACGGAGCUCUCGAGCUGUUGAUGUUGUCGUUGCCCGUGGCAGAAGGACAGGGAUGCGGAGAGGUAGUAGACGGGCAGGCAGACGUGGGCAUGCUGGCUGUGAUUAUGUAUGUGAUAAUUCCCCAAGUGAGAAUUUGGGAGAUUCGGUAGAGUAGGAGGGGGUGGGAAGCGUGCCCCUCCAUCGAAAAUGGAGGAAAAUGGUCGUUUGAUUUGGUCGAAGUGAUGCACCAGUUGGUCAUCGAGAGUUGGCUGCUGCGUUGUUCCCUUGCCAUGGACUCCGAAGGUGGUUUCAAUAGCUCGCGUUCCGUGAAAGGUUAUAAGAAGUUCCCAUCAAGCCCCUACUAACCGAUGUGUCCCAAUUCUGUUCUUGGGUCGCGAAAUUCCCUCUAUUGGUUGCAUCCGUCGUUUUUCUCUCCAGGAAUCUAUCG
Molecule: messenger RNA, 3076 nt
Organism: Ectocarpus sp. CCAP 1310/34
Lineage: Eukaryota; Phaeophyceae; Ectocarpales; Ectocarpaceae
Source: the annotation of a GenBank genome assembly